Messenger RNA from Phaeodactylum tricornutum CCAP 1055/1, 1500 nucleotides. RefSeq lists its product with no specific name. The transcript has a single exon. The record is from RefSeq and is a predicted model, not a curated record. The coding region runs from base 1 to 1500 and encodes 499 amino acids. Lineage: Eukaryota; Bacillariophyta; Bacillariophyceae; Surirellales; Neidiaceae.
AUGACGAAUGAAACUUGUCUUGUUCCCAAGCACGAUAGGACCAGCUACCAAAACGCAGUCAAUCCGCGUUCAACCCGUAAGCGCAAGGUUCGCAGUAGUCGGACAAUGCCAACGCAAAGGCAAUCCCAACGAUUGAGUACGGAUCCUCGUGUAAACGAUAUCGUCGACAAACUCGUCGUCUCGCAAGCGUCGGCACUAAUCCAGGACGACUCGUCUGCUCUGGACACCUUUGUACAUGAAACCGUGCCAUCUUGUUUGGCAACGGUACUGUCGUUGCCUAGAGUCAACGGGUCGUCGGUGCAGCAGCAACAACAACAACGAAAAGAUUGUGUCGCUCUCGCCAGCCUGCGAUUGCUGCAACCGUGCGGAUCUCUGAAAACAGCUGUACACCUUGCACAAACGAGAACAAUCGAAUCAGAAGUAAACUUAUUACCGGAUGUGUUGAAAUUGUUACGACUGCAAGCCAUGCUACGCCUCAAACUGUUGGAAAUUCUCGGAGCCGACACCUUUCUCGUGGAGUACGCUGGUUGGGUAGUUCGGCACAAACCCCGCAAAACACAGCGCAAGUCGCAUCGCCAGCCCCAAACUUUACCGUUUGAUAUCUUUUUUUGCGAUUUGACGGGCAUUCUUUCCUUAGCUGCCCUGUGUCUCCAUCGGUCCUCCUCCUUUCCGGCUUUUCUCGAGUCGUGCUUGCCGCGAGACCUGGUCACACAGAAGAACGCGCCGACUGGGAGAAUGCCGUACCGAACCAUGCUCCAAAUCUUUGAUUUUUUCGAAGUGUCCAAUCCCUAUCAGCCGCCCUCUUGCAACGACACGAAAGGAGUAAAGAAUGUCGACAUUCGGUCGCCCAUACGUUUACGAACAAAAGUCACCAAGCCAAGCGUCAACCGCGAGAGCGGUUCGACAAUGGCUGUCGCAACUAACGGUAAGCGGCCAAAUAAUGCAUUACUUGCAAUUCCACAGCAGCAGCCAUCCUGGGUACAGCCCAUACGUCACCAACCAAACUCGCUACUCCAGAACAAUGUCCGAUCCAAGUUUGUGGGCAGUCAUUUCAAUAGCAAACAACAUAUGGCCACGCUAUUUCGAAACGUCAAAGUAGCACCCGCAAAGGUAACUGCGCCAUUGAAAUCAAAAGUCGUUGCCAAAUCGGAGCCCAGCACUCUACCUCUAUUGAAGAUUACCAAUACGCUGCCUAGCAAAAAGUCUGGUUUGGUGCGGGAAACGCCCGUCAAGUCAAGGGCCCGUGUUGUCUCGGAAACGCCAUCCAAGCCGGCUUUGCUGCGUCGGAGACUCAUUGUGGCCGAAACACCCCUCGCCAAAUCUACUUCCACUUCCAGUGCACCCUUGCAGGUACGGUUUGGUACGCAGUCCUCGUGGCCUUCGGGGGAACAACAGGUUCACGGAAAAUUCCAAAACAGUGCGUUGGUCGCGGCGGAAGCCAUGCGUGCGGUGCAACGCGAAUCGGGAUGGAAGCGAUACGACACGGUGGCGUUAGAUUAA